Messenger RNA from Macrobrachium nipponense, 1443 nucleotides. RefSeq lists its product as uncharacterized. Lineage: Eukaryota; Metazoa; Arthropoda; Malacostraca; Decapoda; Palaemonidae. The coding region runs from base 741 to 1142 and encodes 133 amino acids. The record is from RefSeq and is a predicted model, not a curated record. The transcript is spliced from 4 exons.
AUUUUCACUUGGUUUCAGCGUAAUACAAGCUUUGCGUUAUCUUUUAUUGGUCUAAAAAAAACUGUAAAAUGUGUUAUUUCAAGCCCAAUAGUUUUGAUAAAAUGAUUUUCUCUCAAUUUUAUCUACGGUUGUGUUCGAUGGCACAAUUUUAUCUAUGGUUGUGUUCGAUGGCACAAGUUUACAGGAGUUUUAUCCUUGUUGCUAUUGCAUGAUAGUCAUUAGCAGUAUAUUUCCUUGCUGAGCUUUGAUCUAUAGCAAAUAAACUUUCUGCAUAAAAACAUCAUUCCUAUGCUACAUAUCACCAUUUAUAACAUGACUGCGGUAAUUGCUUACUAUCAUUCGGUUGUUCAUGACUACACAUUUACAUUUACACAAUUAUAACGUUAAAACAAUACCUUCAUCAUUCUCUUUUGCUGUUUUCAGACUUUUUUAACUAGAAGACGGGAUAAAUUUAGGCUAUUGUAAUUUGGUCUCUCUCGCUCCCUGAGUGUACUCUGCUGCCUGCAUCCAUUUAUUGCGACCUCUUAUGGUGGAAGUGAUGCGACCUCUUGUGAUGACAAUGACAAAAUUGGAAAGUAGGGUGCAAGAUCAGCAGAAGUCACUAGAAAUAAUGAUAGGUACCAUCGAACAUUUGAAACAAACUCAGGCUGCUGCACCCACUGGACCUGAUUUAUCCCUGCUGGACGGAUUGCUACCAAUACAAAGAUAUGUAGACUUUGAGGACUUUGAACAACAGAUAAAUGGGGAAAGUCCCCUUAGAAAGUCACUGGUACAUAGACUCUAGAUUCUUGGGGGAGCAACCGUCAGCAGUCAAAACCAUGAUUGACUUCUGCAUGACAAGUGGACUCCAGUAUGAGUUCAACUGGGAAGGUCGUCUUGGCUGGAAGACGAAAACAAAUACAUGCAAGAAAGGGUUCAAGAACACGACAUUGUGUGGAAUUAUAAUAAAUAUUCUGGUGAACAAGACACAAUUAUCAACUGAUGAAACUGAAGUAGGGAAAACUAUGAUGAUUUAUCUAAGAAAUGCAUGUGACAGAUACUUGGGAAGGAAAAGACCAAAAGACUUGCGCAGUCAGCAAAGUCAAGAUGAGAAUCCCAAUUCAUCUCAACCUAAUUCUGGUGGGGAUCCUGAAGGAAUAUGAUAUAGAGCACUUUUGCUGACUGUUGUCAAGGAAAUUAUAAAUAUUCAUGUAAUUUGUUUAUCACUCAAAUUUAUCUUAUUAUUGUCAGUCUUUUGAUUAGAUUUUUAUAUUUAAAUGAAUAAUUUUUAUUAUGUUUAAAUGAAUAAUUUUAUGUAGAGACGUAUCAUUCUUUUCUGUCUAAUGUUUGUUGUGACUUCAUGCAAGAUGCUACAUCCAUUUAUCUCUUACAUACAGUGCUGUACUUAAUGAAUGGCAAUUUGUGUUCCUGCAUUACUUUUUUUUUUUAAUUAAAUGGAUGUAC